UGCCGACCGUCUGGCAGCCCUGUCAGCUUUGCUCGCGAGCUGUCAAAUCCAGUCGACAAAUUGCUCAUCGAACUAGACCGAGGGUUCCGAUUAAAACGCGACUUUGCACCUUACGGCCUCGGAUUCUACCUAAAUUCCGCAUUUUCUGCUUCCAACGAUGGCUGCCGCAAGUGCAAGGCUUUUCUCCCGGGUAAAAGAUGGUUUCUCGACCAGCGUUCGGUUCGCGAGCUACGAAGCCACGCGCAAGAAUCUGAAGCUGAACUCGAACUCGAAAGUUAUCUGCCAGGGAUUCACCGGCAAGCAGGGAACCUUCCACUCGCAGCAAGCCAUCGAGUAUGGCACCAAGCUGGUCGGUGGAGUGUCCCCCGGCAAGGGUGGCCGCACGCACCUGGACCGACCAGUGUUCAACACGGUGGCCGAAGCGAAGAAGGCUACUGGCGCGGAAGCGUCCGUCAUUUACGUGCCGCCGCCCGGUGCCGCAAAGGCCAUCAUGGAAGCGAUCGAGGCUGAGAUGCCACUGAUCGUGUGCAUUACCGAGGGAGUGCCCCAGCACGACAUGGUGAAGGUGAAGCACGCCCUGCUGGCGCAGGAUAAGUCCCGUCUCGUCGGUCCCAACUGCCCCGGAAUCAUUGCGCCCGAGCAAUGCAAAAUCGGUAUUAUGCCGGGACAUAUUCACAAGCGCGGCAAGAUCGGAGUCGUGUCCCGGUCCGGCACGCUGACCUACGAAGCCGUCCACCAGACGACCGAGGUCGGCCUUGGCCAGACGCUGUGCGUCGGCAUUGGAGGCGAUCCGUUCAACGGAACCGACUUCAUCGACUGCCUGGAGGUCUUCCUGAAGGAUCCCGACACCAAGGGCAUCAUCCUGAUCGGUGAGAUCGGUGGUGUGGCCGAGGAAAAGGCCGCCGAUUAUCUUAUGCAGUACAACCAGGGCAUCAAAGCGAAACCAGUGGUAUCGUUCAUUGCUGGCCUUUCGGCUCCGCCUGGCCGCCGUAUGGGUCAUGCUGGUGCCAUCAUUUCCGGCGGAAAGGGCGGUGCUCAGGAUAAGAUCAACGCGCUCGAGAAGGCCGGUGUGAUCGUCACGAGAAGCCCGGCCCAGAUGGGCAAGGAGCUGAUCAAAGAGAUGAAGAGAUUGGAGCUGGUUUAGAGAGAAACAAUUUAAACAAAAA
Anopheles gambiae (African malaria mosquito) is the source of this 1166-nucleotide messenger RNA. RefSeq names its product succinate--CoA ligase [ADP/GDP-forming] subunit alpha, mitochondrial. Gene Ontology annotation, biological process: tricarboxylic acid cycle. Gene Ontology annotation, cellular component: succinate-CoA ligase complex (ADP-forming); mitochondrion. The coding region runs from base 158 to 1144 and encodes 328 amino acids. Gene Ontology annotation, molecular function: succinate-CoA ligase (ADP-forming) activity; succinate-CoA ligase (GDP-forming) activity. The transcript is spliced from 4 exons. The record is from RefSeq and is a predicted model, not a curated record. NCBI's taxonomy places the organism in Eukaryota, Metazoa, Arthropoda, Insecta, Diptera, Culicidae.